Molecule: messenger RNA, 978 nt
Organism: Ogataea haglerorum
Lineage: Eukaryota; Fungi; Ascomycota; Pichiomycetes; Pichiales; Pichiaceae
Exons: 1
Coding region: 1-978 (325 amino acids)
Biological process (GO): ribosomal large subunit assembly; rRNA processing
Cellular component (GO): preribosome, large subunit precursor
Molecular function (GO): rRNA binding
Source: RefSeq, a predicted model, not a curated record
AUGAUGCUUCCUCACACGGCGAUCAAUCUUCGCGAGCGCAACCGCAACAAGCUCAAGGACUUUGUUGUGAUGGCAGGGCCGCUUGGGAUCUCGCAAUUGCUGAUUUUCAGCCAGAACGAGGAGACGGGGUCCACCCAGCUUCGAUUCUCAGCAAUGCCCAGGGGUCCCACCAUCAACUUCAAGAUCCACGAGUAUUCGCUUUGCAAAGACGUCGCCCGCUAUCAGAAGAUGCCCAAGAGCGUGAGCAAGUCCGGACCGGAGUUCCUGAACCCUCCGUUGCUUGUGAUGAGCGGCUUCACUAACCCGAAAGAAGCAGAGCAGCAUGAAAAGUUGAUGGUCACCAUGUUUCAGAACAUGUUCCCGCCUAUCUCCCCACAGAACACCAAGGUCAGCACCAUCAAGAGAGUUUUGCUGUUGCAAAAGGACAAGCAGACCGGGCUGAUCGACCUUCGUCAUUACGUCAUCGACACGAAGCUGGUGGAUGUCUCGAAGAACGUGAAAAAACUGGUCAAGGUGCACAAGAAAACGAAUAAAAAACUGCCCAACUUGUCGAAAGUCGACGACGUCGCGGACAUCAUUCUGGACCCGUACGCCCAGGCCGGAUUCACCUCUGAUUCGGAGGUGGAGGAGGACGCUGUGGUGGAGGUGAAGGAGGAGGUUGCCGUGAAAACUAAGGGUGCUGCCGAGGAAGGGGGCAAGCGCAAGAAGGCGGUGAAACUGACGGAGAUCGGUCCGCGAAUGAAGCUCGAGCUCGUGAAGAUCGAGGAGGGCGUCUGUGACGGCAAGGUGCUGUACCAUUCGCGGAUCAAGAAGAGUGUGAAGGAGAUCAACAAGCUGGAGCAGAUCCACGCUGUGCGCCGCAAGGAAAAGGAGAGAAGACGCAAGGAGCAGGAGGAGAAUAUCCAGCGGAAGAAAAAGGUGAAGAUCUCGGGCGAAGCAGAAAGCGAGUCAGAGAGCGGCGAGGAUUUUAGCGAGUAG